Messenger RNA from Schistosoma guineensis, 1134 nucleotides. NCBI's taxonomy places the organism in Eukaryota, Metazoa, Platyhelminthes, Trematoda, Strigeidida, Schistosomatidae. The record is from the annotation of a GenBank genome assembly.
UCACGUAAUAAUGUCCAGGUUGUCAUUUAUUUUUAAUUCAAAUUUACUGCGAAAUAUCAAACACAUGAAUUUUUUAGAUCUCUUAAUGACUAGGGAUAGUAUAAUGGGAAGAAAAUUGUCAGAACUAUGUAUUGGCUGUUAAGGUGGAUAGUGAUACUCGCCUUCAGGUCUGCAUAUCUCACAUGAGUACUUUGUUUCUACACUUUCAGUGAAACGAAAACCUCAAAGUAAGACUACAGCACGGAUGUCUCCGUUAUUCUUUGCGUCUAGAUCCACUGGUGGGUAGUGUACAUUAAAGGUAUGCUAGAAAGACGCGGAUAUCGUUCACUUCAUAUUAGUCGUUUACAGUUGAAACGAUGGUCAUCUUAUCUUGCUACUGCAUUUGCGAUUCUCUCAUUUGUUUUUAUUUCUGGUGGAAUUUGGCUACUUGAAAAUAAUCGGAUCGAGUCUGAAAUUAUCGGCAGGCGAUAUUACUACGAAGAAGGAGUUUUGUUUGUAAUCAUUGGGAUACUAUUGCUUCUUUCGCUUGUUUGUCAAGCUUUUAUGAUUCAUCUAUUGUUUGUUGCAAAAAAGCCAUGGAGAUUUACUGAAGUCAAGGUAAAGAGAGCAAUUGCACUGUAUUUAGUUUUUCUGUUUGCAGUGACAAUUCCUCAUAUUUAUUGUUUGUAUCAUGUGAAAACAAUUAGAACAAAAUUAAUAUGGUCAAUUAAAGAACAAACUGAAGAGGCUUUGAUUAGUUUGUACGGAUUCGAACCUGAUUUUACAUCUGCAUGGGAUCAUCUACAGUCUCAGAGUGAAUGUUGUGGAUUUUCGGGUCCUCAAAUAUAUGCCUCUUCAAAAUGGAAAUACAGUCAACCUAAUUCUUCAACUUUUAUCAGCUUAGUACCUGAUUCUUGUCUUACACUUAAAAGUUUAGAAGAACAAGUACUUGAAGAUAUAAAAACCAAGUCUGAUUAUGAAGAACCUAGACAAGUGACUUUUCAAAAAGGGUGCGCAGAAUUUCUUUAUACUCAUAUAGAAGGUGUUCUAAGCGGUUCGUUUAUCGUACCGGUUAUUUCUCUUGUGAUUGUAUCUUUUUCAUUUGUUCUUGGAAUCGUUUUGUGUAAUUUCGUGGUGGUUGGAGAAGAAAUUUAA